This is a messenger RNA of Aspergillus candidus, 1069 nucleotides long. RefSeq lists its product as uncharacterized. Gene Ontology annotation, molecular function: ATP binding; protein kinase activity. The coding region runs from base 1 to 966 and encodes 321 amino acids. The record is from RefSeq and is a predicted model, not a curated record. The transcript has a single exon. NCBI's taxonomy places the organism in Eukaryota, Fungi, Ascomycota, Eurotiomycetes, Eurotiales, Aspergillaceae. Gene Ontology annotation, biological process: protein phosphorylation.
AUGGACUGCCCUUCAACUGAGCUUGCAAAACCUCCAGUACCAUAUACCAAAGGCUCCACAUUUACGGCUCAAUCACAUAUUCCUCCUGCACCCACCCCGGUUACUCGAAACUGUUGUCAUAAUUCCCGAUCCGGCAGAAAGGAGAGAAGUCAACUCAGUCCGGUGAAGCGAUGUUUAAAAAACCCUCCUCUGCAGGGGACUGUGGGAUUGGACAGCGCUGAUCUAAAAAUCCUUGAUCUACUCAAAGUCGGGGAUGGGCGUAAGUCCCAAAUCUUUACCGUCCGCGUCAGCGGAAGUCGAUUCGAUCCCGAGCUUUUCCCAGAGACCAGGAUAUUGGUGGCCAAGGUGUAUGACCCUCUCUAUUUUGAUGAUCAAGAGGGGGUCAUAAACCCAUUUCUGUGCGUGGACCAGCAUUACACCCACGAGGUCCAUGUUUAUCAAGACGCCCUGCGGCGUAUGCAAGGGCACUUGUUGCCUAGAUUUCACGGGUCGUAUUCCCUCGAACUGCCGGUGGAGAGCUCUCAAACACGCACGGUCCGACUGAUUCUGCUCGAGUAUGUGCCAGGGAUCAGUAUGCACCAGGCGGAUUCCCAAGAUUUCACUCAAGAUUGGCGCAUGCGAAUCAUGAAUUGGGUGAUCAGUUUUGAAAGUUUGGCUUACAAAAUGGGUGUCUUGUUAACAGAUCUCCGUCCACAGAAUGUGAUACUUCUGCAAAGCCCAGAAGGGACCAUACUGGGGUCGGUCUUUCUGGAUUUUGGAGGCACUUUAUGCAGGCGAGAUGAUCCGACUGUUCGAGUACCAGACUUGUUUCUUGGCAAAUACAUUUCUCCUCUUUUGCGAUGGGACGAGGCGAAGGCGAUGGAGUUCAUCGAGUGGAUUGAUUGUGAUUUCCAGGGCUGGAUUCACAAUGCGUACGCACACACUGCAAUAUUGAUUACACCAGAAAUGCGAGAGGCUUACGCUUGAUAUCUUUUCAAGGCUGAACUCCUGAAUAUCCAACAGUGUCAGCACCGUCGUAUCUUCUAUAAUGGUAUGUAGCUGUUUGAUCGAGUUCCGGCCGCGUUUAAUA